AUGGAAAAGGUUGAACCAAGUAAGUUGCACGAAUGCGACAUCUGUGGUAAAAGUUGUCGAUGUGCUAGAAAUUUAAUAGACCAUCAAAUGACACACACCGGAGAACGACCGCAUACAUGUGAAAUUUGUGGCAAGACAUAUACUCAAAAUGGUCACCUAAAAAGCCAUUUACGAUUGCACUUUCCCGAUAAUCCACAAAAUCGACAAAAAUGCGAAGUUUGCGGAAAAGUGCUCGGCGAUGUGAAGAGUAAGACAAUUCACAUGAGACAGCAUACAGGGGAAAGACCGUACAAAUGCAAUGAAUGUGGUAAAGGAUUCUGCGACAGCAGUAAUUUGAGAAAACAUAUGAAUCGACAUACAAAGAAAUUUGUCUGUGAAAUCUGUGGACGGUCCUUCGGAUGCAAGCCUCACCUUCAUAGUCAUACGCUCACUCAUACAAAAGAAAGAAGAUAUGAGUGCACCGUUUGCAAUAAGUUAUUUGCAACGCAAAGGGAAUUUAAAGUUGCAUAUGAGAAGACAUACUGA
Messenger RNA from Styela clava, 525 nucleotides. The record is from RefSeq and is a predicted model, not a curated record. NCBI's taxonomy places the organism in Eukaryota, Metazoa, Chordata, Ascidiacea, Stolidobranchia, Styelidae.